AUGGUUUUCAUUCUGGGUGUCAACUUUUCUGAGCAGAAGCUCGUCAAGAAAGCUCUUCAGUCCUUCUACGCUCUCGGACCGAGCACAUCAGAACGCAUUCUCGCCAAGUACUCGAUCCACCCGCUCGCAAAAGUCGGCUCCCUCGCCCCCAGAACAGUCACGGCCCUUACGGCAGAACUGUCAACGAUGACGAUAGAAACCGACGCGCGCAAGAUUAUUAGGGAAAACAUUGGAAGACUAAAGGACAUGGGUUCCUACCGCGGAAGACGACACGCUAUGGGUCUGCCCACGAGAGGACAGCGCACAAGAACCCAGAUCGAGACGGCGAAGAAGCUGAACCGCGCUAAGAGAUCCUUUUAA
Colletotrichum siamense is the source of this 360-nucleotide messenger RNA. Its product is annotated as 37S ribosomal protein SWS2. Gene Ontology annotation, cellular component: mitochondrion; ribosome; small ribosomal subunit. Gene Ontology annotation, molecular function: RNA binding; structural constituent of ribosome. The transcript has 3 exons. The record is from RefSeq and is a predicted model, not a curated record. Gene Ontology annotation, biological process: translation. The coding region runs from base 1 to 360 and encodes 119 amino acids. NCBI's taxonomy places the organism in Eukaryota, Fungi, Ascomycota, Sordariomycetes, Glomerellales, Glomerellaceae.